GUAAGACUACAACUCCCAGGCCAGUUAACCCAAGUCACGUUUUCCCAACAUGCACCUCGGCAGUGAGAAGAUGAGGCAAGAUGGCGACUAAAAUAAGCAAAGAGAGUGCUCCUCCCUUUGAUUGUCCAUCAUGGGCAGGAAAGCCACCCCAGGGACUCCAUCUAGACGUGAUGAAGGGAGAUAAAUUAAUGGAGAAACUGAUCAUAGAUGAAAAGAAGUACUACUUGUUUGGGAGGAACCCUGACUGGUGCGACUUCACCAUCGAUCAUCAGUCAUGUUCGCGUGUCCAUGCUGCCCUGAUCUACCACAAACACCUGAAAAGGGUCUUUCUCAUUGACCUCAACAGCACACACGGUACUUUUCUUGGACACAUCCGUUUAGAGGCACACAAGCCUCAGCAAGUUCCCAUAGACUCUACAAUAUCGUUUGGGGCAUCAACAAGAACCUACACCAUCAGAGAAAAACCCCAAACCCAGGGCACCGCCGGCACAGGAGACAGCAAGACCGGAGAGGACGAAGAGCUGAAAGGAUUGCUUGGACUUCCAGAGGAAGAGACGGAGCUGGAGAACCUGACAGAGUUCAACACAGCACACAACAAGCGCAUCUCCCUACUGACCAUCGAGGAGGGCAAUCUGGAAAUCCAGAGACCUAAGCGGAAACGGAGAAACUCCAGGGUUACCUUCAACGAGGAUGACUCCAUCAUCAACCCAGAGGACAUAGACCCCUCGGUGGGACGGUUUAGAAACAUGGUGCAGACUGCUGUCAUCCCUAUCAAGAAACGCAGAUCAGAGGGCCACAACACGCUGGGUCUUGAUGACAUGACUUCAAAGCGCAUCCACAGCUACAACUUGGGCAGUGGUCUCUAUGGGGACUUGCCCCCGACCAGUCAUGAGAACCAGCCAACAGGAGCUCCAGGAGGGGCUUCUCUGCAGGGAGGGCUUCCUCUGCCCUUCCCCAACCCAGCACCAGAGGUGGACCUGGACCCAGAAGCCCACCAGCCUCCUAUCACACUCAACCCCACCCCUGUCACAGCCCCAUACCUACCAGAGACCCACAACGAGCCACGCAAAAAGAAGUAUGCCAAAGAAGCUUGGCCGGGAAAGAAACCCACCCCUUCACUACUCAUCUAACAGGUGUCUUAGCACAUUGUGUUCCAAGCAGAUAAACCAUGGACUGGGACCUGGCUGAGAUGGAGUCCCUCAUUCUCAAUCUCCUUUUUUAUUUGUUACUCAUUGUCAUCACAAAAAGGAUCAACACAAUUUCCUUGUGGUCUGUCAUUAGGUAUCAUCUACUGUACAUCACCAAGUCAGCAUUUUGGUCAGAAAACAGCAAGAGCUUGUUGAUCGUGAACACAAUUAACGUACAUUUACAGGACUUAGCAUGUGAGUCUCAGAGGUACACAUGUCGGUCUGUGAGUGACGGCUACCUGGGUAGGAUGGAUGAUGCGGAGUUAUAUUUUGGAUGUAACGUUGGAAGUUUUUUUUACUAAACAUGUUUCAGAUUUUCUUUUCACUCCCAUGUUUUGAUAAUGCUGUUAAACAAAUGGCACAUGUACUUUUAUAUAAAAUAUUUUACUGUGAGAAGUCAGAGAAUCCAGACAUGAAGUCAGUUUCAAAACACAGGGCUGCUUUUUAUUUGGAAAACCUAAUGAUUCAAUGUGAAACAUUUUCAAUACAUGUAUAAGACCGUUAUAAUCACAACUGUGUUAGGUAUUUGUCCAAAAAGCCACUUGAUGGCGACUUGUGCACAAUGGUCAGAGUUUUCAGUCAGGUUUAGUUGCAGUCUAUGGCCUGUUGCUCUAACCUUGGUCAAAAUCUAUUCAUGGGAUCACAUCAAAGUAGUGUUUUUCCAGUAUAUUGAGUUGUAAAUGGUUUAUGACUGUUUUUAUCAGCAUACUACAACUACAAGGAUUUGACAGGUUCUAUAUUGGCAAUGAACUAGAGUGACGCUAUUUCAUUUCAGAAUUGAAAUGGCAGCACAGUAACAAAAACAAACUUUGCUGCACAAUCAUAAAAGGUAGUAAAAACAAAACAGAUUUAAUAAGUUUUAAUGUUAAUUUAGUGUGUUGACAUUUUUCAAAUCAAACAGUACGGUGCAUUUUACCCUUAACUGAGAGUGAGACAUAGUAACAGCGUUUGCACAGUAGCAGAACAUCUAGGUUAGCCAUGUCAACCUGGUGAACACUGUCCUCCCAUGAAAUGGUGUCCUUACUCCUGGGUUUUUUUGUUGUCUUAAUUCAAAACUUGACCGUAGAGGGGACAGGAGACGUAAAGUGCCCUGGAACAGAAUUCCUGAGACGUAAUCACAAUUCUGCUGUAAACAAAGUGGUUGUUGAAAAAAACUGAGCUCAAGUUGAUGGAAAUAUCAGAUGGCCUUAAUGUUUUAUAGGAAGCUCAAGUGGCCAUUUCAUGGGGUCUUUUCGAAAGAUUGGAUAUUAUGGAAACUCAACAACAAACGAGGUGUUUCCCGUUUACAAACUGCUGGUGACUACAUGUCCUUGUAGGAGUGUGGAUUUUUGUAAUCAUAUGACUGUAAAUAAAAAAUGAAUACUUUUGAAUCAUAA
This is a messenger RNA of Eleginops maclovinus (Patagonian blennie), 2563 nucleotides long. It is a transcript of the gene ppp1r8b, whose product is annotated as protein phosphatase 1, regulatory subunit 8b. Gene Ontology annotation, cellular component: nuclear speck. NCBI's taxonomy places the organism in Eukaryota, Metazoa, Chordata, Actinopteri, Perciformes, Eleginopidae. Bases 81 to 1130 code for a protein of 349 amino acids. The transcript is spliced from 7 exons. Gene Ontology annotation, molecular function: mRNA binding; protein serine/threonine phosphatase inhibitor activity; protein binding. The record is from RefSeq and is a predicted model, not a curated record.